Onychostoma macrolepis is the source of this 2056-nucleotide messenger RNA. It is a transcript of the gene shda, whose product is annotated as Src homology 2 domain containing transforming protein D, a. Gene Ontology annotation, molecular function: phosphotyrosine residue binding. Bases 422 to 1594 code for a protein of 390 amino acids. Lineage: Eukaryota; Metazoa; Chordata; Actinopteri; Cypriniformes; Cyprinidae. The record is from RefSeq and is a predicted model, not a curated record. The transcript has 8 exons.
CCCUGCUUAUAUGCAUUUUAUUGCACUUAAAUCUCUUUAUUUCAUUUAAAACCCUGCACUUUCUUAAUAACUGUGCUUUGCAGACAUGCAUGAUUUUGCACAGUGCAAGCCAAAGCACGGGCCAGCAUGCGAAAUGAAAUGCCUCAGCAAGAACAAAGACAAUGCAACUCUCCAGUUGGCUUCAACAACAAGUCGAGCUCAUGUGUUGUUCACCAGCUGAGCUUGAGCUGCAACAACCCAAUGCAAUCCGAUGCAACUCAUCCAUCCAUCUGCACGUGCACACGAUCCUCACUUCUGAGAUUCCCCUCACAGCUGCUUUAUAUACUCACUUCCAUCCGUCCAUCAUUGAGAGAUCAAUUUAUUGCAAGCAAAUCGGCGCUGGAUGUUCUAAAGCAUCGAUGCAUUGGGGAAACUGAGACCCAUGGCAAAGUGGUUUAGAGAUCACCUAAGUUUUGGCAGCAGGAAAGGACCGCCGCAGCCCCCGAAACCGGACUACACCGAAAGCGAGAUCCUACGGGCCUACAGGGCUCAGAAAGACCUGGACUUUGAGGACCCUUACGAACCCUGUGAGAACCGGGUGGUGAACGGCUCAGGGUCGGUGGAAACGUUCCCUGCGUUUGGUACGGUGCUGUCCAACGGCGUGGAGGUGAAGAUCGUGUCUCCCAAACACAGACUGAUAAAAGUGGAAUCUCAGGAAUUCGGGCGUAGCAAAACACCACUGAACAUCGUGACCUUUGAGGAACCGCAGGCCCCUGUGGUUCCCUCGGCUCCUGCGGUCGGGGAGACUGAUUACUCGGACCCGUUUGACGCCAGGCCGGACCCGCGGCCCAGACCCGGCUGGGAGCAGAACGCCGUAGAAGCCUGCAGCAGCUACAUGGAGCCAUUUGAGGCCCAGCGAUUCAUAAGCGAGCUCCAGCACAGCACAGAUCGGGGCAGAAACAGCCCACAGCUCUACGACAGCCCGUACGAGGAGAGAGUUCGGCUCCAGGAGGCCCCUGCGGAGGACGAGAGAGAGAGCCGUCUGCCCCAGGACGACGAGAGGCCCGCGGAUGAGUACGACCAGCCCUGGGAGUGGAAGAAAGAGAACAUCUCCAAAGCCUUCGCUGUAACUUUUGAAGCCAGAGACUGGGAUCAGUGCACACUGCCCCGUGACGAGGCACCGAGGAAGGCAGGAGCAUCCAGAGUCAGCCCUUCGUCCAGCAGAGCCACCAGCCUGCACAAACCCAGCAACACACACGGCAUCCUGGGAGAGAGAGUGGAUCCCACACUGCCCCUGGACAAACAGGUAUGGUACCAUGGUGCAUUAACUCGCUCAGAAGCUGAAUCUCUGCUCACCCUGUGUAAGGAGUGCAGUUACCUGGUGAGGAAAAGCCAGACGAGCCGAAAUGACUAUUCGCUGUCUCUCAGGAGCUGUCACGGGUUCAUGCACAUGAAGUUCUCUCAGUCUCGUGAUGGGAAGUUCAUCCUGGGAGAGAACAGUCCUCCGUUUGACUCCAUCCCUGAAGUCAUUCAUUACUACACCACGAACAAACUGCCCAUCCGCGGAGCCGAACACCUGUCUCUGCUGUUCCCGGUGCUGGUGCAGACGCUAUGAGACCACACACACGCUUAUCACGCGCUCGCACACAGACACACUCAGGGCUUCACUCAGACGGUUACUACAGUGCUUCAUUUUCAAUCACAUAUCGCAGGCUCUUCGAGAGUUUGAUUUGUGUUUGGAGUGGGAAUUUGAUUUUUCAGGCGUGUGAUCAGAUUCAUACCUGGUGUGAAUGAAAACGCAGUCGGCCUGUACUGACACUGUAUCGGUGUGCUACACGCGUGUGCAGAAUAUUUUCCACACCACUGGACUCUAAAGUGUCUUCGCAUCACACUGGGAACUGCAAUAUUAUUACUUUCUCUGCUCCAAAUUCUUCAAAUGAUAGAUUUAACAUUUGAGGAUAAUAUGUAGCCCGACCAAAGUAUUUAUAAAGAUUUUGCUGAAUACUAAAAAGCAAUGAUGUACAGUUCAAAUCCCAUUCUCUGUAGGAUUUCUUGAUUUAAAAAGUGAAAUAAUUCA